Messenger RNA from Caenorhabditis angaria, 3745 nucleotides. The record is from the annotation of a GenBank genome assembly. Lineage: Eukaryota; Metazoa; Nematoda; Chromadorea; Rhabditida; Rhabditidae.
AUGACGCUUUUACUUAAUUAUUGUCGAAUUUUACUGACCAUUAAAGUGAGUUGACUGGUUUUCUUUUGGAUUAUUUGAGUACAAAAAAACUAUGGUACAGUUUUCUGAUUUUAAACUUCGUCUAUUUGAAUUCAAGAUUGUGUCAGGGCUGAAAAUAUUUGGGAAAAGUUAGUAAGUAGCAAAAUACUGUUUAGGUAUAAGAGUAUUUGUGAUAUAAAAUAUCUGAAAAAUUUUUUAAUCCUAUGUUUUGAUAUGUCUUUAUUAUUGAAAAUUUUCAAAUCAUGGAUCACAUCAAAAAAUCAAGACAAUAUACCAAAUAAUUUUUGAAAUUCUCUGAAAAUAUAAUUUUUGCAGUACGUGACACCAAACUGUCAAACACAAUGCACAAAUUGCCUACCAACUCAACAACAAACCUAUCAGUAUGUGUUGCCGACAUAUCUUACAGCUUCUAACCGGUAUUCAACCCUUAAGUUGCUAAUAAAAAUAUUAAAUGUGUUUACUACUAACCUCUCCGAAGCCGGUUUUUUUUGUGUUGUUGAACUUUACAUAUGUAUGUCAUAAUUCACAAUUUUACAGAGCAGCACCAGUAGUGACAACACAAUGUUGCUUACCAGCAGGCACAAAUGUGCAAACAAUUCAAUCGGCACGAGCUUUUACUACGGGAGGCAAUCAACCAAGUCAAGUUGUCAUGUAUUAUAACGGGCAAAGUAUGCUAUUAAAGUUCUUUUGGUUGAUGAUUAGAUUUCUUGCAAAAAAAUUAUAGUUGUCAACCAUCCUAAAAAAUUUUUUGGAAACUAGAUUCCUCCUACUUUUCAAAAAAUGCAUAUGUUUUUUAUUCAGGAAUCGUAUCCAAUGGUCAACCACAGCAAAUAUCAGGUUUCACAGGAACACAGGUGCGUGCUCAUAAAAUUUAAUGAUUUUCCGAAAUUUUAUGAAUGUAUUUUUUAUUUAGGGUAACUAUCAAAAUCCUGGAGCUUCUCCAGUUGCUGGAACUGUCUUCUCCAAUAAUAACAAUUACGAAAAUCAAAAUCAAAACUCAUUUUCAUCCACUUCUCAACCAAUCAAUUUGAAUGGAGGAGUUAUGGAAAAUCAGAACCAGAAUCAGGGAGAGUACCAGGGCCAAAAUCAAGGUCAAAAUCAACAAGGCCCAGUUGUUGGAAACUCUGGAAUUUCCACUCUUGCUCCUUCUACUGGAGAAGUUGGGUAUCAACAAUUUGUGCCUUCUGGUAAUCAACAAUAUAACAAUGGCCGUAUGUUGAAAACACUGCGGUAGAUUUUAGAAAUGAAAUAAUUAACUUUGCAGAACCUAGUGAUUCCUAUAACACCGGUGCCAGUGGUUAUGAUAACUCCCAACAACAACAGCAACAACGUGAGUUGUUUUUCAGUGAUGGAAAAUGUUUUUACUAAAUGCUGAUUUUUUUCAAAACUCAGAAUCAGAUAAGAACUGCAAUUUUAGAAAUUUUAUAGAAAAUAAGUCGAAAGAGGUUGUUUGUCUUAGAUAGUUCGAUUUGUCAGUAAAAUCCCAGAACAUUAUGAUUUUUUAGAAACCAACGACCCAUACAAUAACGGAGGUUCAAACUACAAUCAACAAACUCAAACUCAACGUAUGCAUACUUUUCAUUCCAAUUUUUUUUUUGAAAAUUAACUAAUUUUAUUUUUCAGAACCCUAUGUCGUUGGAGGCAACACUAACACUCAAAACCAAAAUCAACAAAAUCAGCGUAAGAAUUUCUCAUUGUUCCUACAUAGAUUGAAAUAUUAUAAUAAUUAUUUCAGAAACCAAUGAUCCUUAUAACAAUGGUGGUUCUACUUCAAAUAACAACAAUCAGCAACGUGAGAUUUUUUUUGUUGGAAAAAUCAAUAAUUUUUAAUUUUUGUAGAAACCAAUGAUCCUUACAAUAAUCAAAAUACACAACAACAACAAGGCCAACAACAAGAUCAAGGAAAUGUUAUUUACCCAUCUGGUGGAAUUGCAGGAAUCUCAUCAACCUACAAUUCACCUAGUUCGGGAUACAGUAAUCAACCGCAAACUUAUCCAACACAAACAGUGAACGGCGGUGCAAUUCCAAAUCAAAACGUUGGACACGCUCAACAAAAUCAGAACCAAAAUAUUGGACAAGCUCAGCAGAAUCAAAAUCAAAAUCAAAAUCAAGGUUCAGAAAUUGAUUAUUUACCUUUCCGCGAUGAGAAUGCUACAAGUUCCACCCAAUCCGGUUAUGUUGAUAUACCUCUUAACAAUCAAACUUCCACCCAAAUGCCUGUUAUUUAUCCCAACCAAAAUUCUGUAACACAAGGUUCCUCAUUCAUUCCUCCUGAAAAUGUCUUCUUUUACUAUGAAUAAUUUUUACAGGUUUCCAAUACUCGACUCAAAGCCCGAACUCAAAUGUAUAUUCGGUUGGUGGAGGAGUUCAAGGAUCUAACCAAGGACAAGGUCAACAGUAUGAUCAAACGGUAAGACUUCAUAAUACCAAUUCAAAAUUGAUGUUGUGACGUGUUUAGACCAAUCAAGUCACUCCUCAAUAUCCAAGUCAAAGUCAAUAUCUCAACAACGACACGCAAGCAGCAGUUGGAAGUGGAGUAUACGUUAACAAUGCUGGUCUCAGCACACCACAACCUCAGUACCCAUCACAACAGAACUAUGUUACUGCCGGUGGGGAAGGCAUGGCUGGACAAAAUGUGUAUAGCAACAAUCAGGAAUCAUCAGUGACACCCCAAUAUCCAUCUCAACAACAAUAUAUGUCAACUGGUAAUGAAGGUUUGGUGGGAGGUUUCCAAGGAUCGUCCUCUACAACACCAUCAUCAAUGCAAAAUCAAGGAUCUGGAACGACUGUCCAAGCGCAAUAUCCAUCGCAACAAGAAAUGAAUCAAAAUCAAAACCAAAUUCAAAGCUCAACCCAGUCAAGUGGAAACUUCAAUCAAGGAUCAACAACACAGCAAGGAUUCAACCAAAACCAGGAUCAGAAUCAAUUCCAGAGCUCCACACAAUAUCCAUCGCAACAAGAAUUCACUCAAAAUCAGAACCAAAACCAAAAUCAAUUCCAAAGUUCAACCCCAUCCUUCCAAGGAUCCUCAUCAACUGUUCAAGCACAAUAUCCAUCUCAACAGGAAUUUACUCAAAGCUCCACCCAAUCCACAUUCCAAGAUCAAAAUCAAAACCAACAUCAAGGAGCUUCAUCUACUGUUCAAGCACAAUAUCCAUCACAACAGGAAUUGAGCCAGAGCUCCACCCAAUCUUCUCUUCAAAACCAAAAUCAAAACAUGAAUCAGGGCUCAACAGUCCAAGCUCAAUACCCAUCUCAACAAGAAUUGAGCCAAAACCAAGAACAGAAUCAAGGAUCCACUACAACAUCACAACAAAACAUGAACCAAGCUGGAUUUAUCUCUGGUAGCAGCACACAGCCAACAACUACAGUAACUGCUGCAUAUCCAAGUCAAACUGAUUUGAUGAGAGAUCAACAAAAUCAAGACAAUACUUAUCAAAGUUAUCAAACAGGAAAUACUGAUGGAUACGGUAGCGGUAGUGAUAAUGUAUAAUUUUCUAUUUUAUUUUUGUCGAUCUACAUACAAAUAAAUAUUUUUCAGGCCGGUGGAUUUACUCCAGUAUACGGUGAUAUGAAUAUGGAAUAUGGUCAUUAUUCAUCAACCACACAAUCAUCUGCCGGAAAUAGUCCGCAAUUCGAUCAACCACAAAAUUCACUCAGAAAAACUACUGUAUUUCUUUCCUUCUUACUGGUUCUAUUAUUUUAA